Suillus plorans is the source of this 522-nucleotide messenger RNA. RefSeq lists its product as uncharacterized. NCBI's taxonomy places the organism in Eukaryota, Fungi, Basidiomycota, Agaricomycetes, Boletales, Suillaceae. The transcript has a single exon. The record is from RefSeq and is a predicted model, not a curated record. The annotation marks the transcript as partial.
GAGGAAAGUACGGACCAAUACACCUUUUACUCCCUCCCGCACAUAUUCCUCACGAGAUCAGACACCUCGUCAUCAACUUGUAGAGUCCUCUCACACCCACAGAGCUCUGCCUAUUCCAUGAUGGGCGGUACUCCACUCCCGCAGCCAAAGUCAUCAACCAAACCCUCAUUCAACAACAAGUGUUCAAAAGAGCCAGAGCCCUGUGUGUCAAAGAAGACAAAAUUAUCUUCAACACCAUCUCACAGUGAUCCCACAGCCAUGCACCAUUGUUUCAGCGCCCCAUUGACAUCCAAUCCAUCUCCAUCCCUAACCAAUUCCUCCCCAAUGCGCUAUAGACCAGGAUUAGUCCCUCUUCCAUCGACCCUCAGACCUCACUGUUUAGCCCGUGAAAGACUUCGCAAAUGGCUACUAGCAGGAGGAAACACACACAUCUCCAGUGCGAGUACCCCCAAAACGCAAGACAUUAGCAAAUCCAAUGAACAACUAGACCACAUUCUAGAAGUCAUAGGAUUGUCGUGGGCA